CCACGUGACCCGUGCUCCGCUCUUCACGUGACUUGCAGCCUUGCGGGAGACGAGGAGGAGAUUGAGGAGAAGACGACGACGACGAGGAGGAGGACUCUAACCGAGCUCAGUGGCGCGGCGGCGUCCACAAUCCAUCCCACCGCUCCACGAAGGUGGUCAACUCCGUUACCGACUCGCCACCACGACCCACACCCUGCUCGGUCUGCCUCUGCCUGCGGGCAUCGGUGAGGGUGCGCCGGUACAGCGACCAGGCAAGCUUUGGGGGUCCGCGUGCGACCAGGCCGAGGUUUGGCCUCCACCGUCGCCGACGCCGCGAUGUCGAGUUCGGAGAGCGACAGCGACUCGAGCGGGUGGACUCUGCUGAGCCGCGAGGGCCUGGACGAGGAGUGCGUGGGCGCUAAGCAGAGAUGUCGACUCGGACACUCGGACUCCGAGGAGGAUGGAGCUGAGACGGUGCCGGCCCGCGUCGCGCGGAGCCAAGGCAACGGUGGGCAAAGCGGCACGGACGACACGGGGUUCCUGGAAGGGAAACUCCGGGAGGCGUUGGAGGCCGGGGGCGAGGGCUGCGAGAGGGUGGGGGAAACCGGACUCCCUGACGAGGCCACGUGCAUGGUGGAGCGGCCACCCGGGCCUGAAGAGGUGAAGGAAGAUGUGAAUGCGGACGUGGGAGAUGAGGAUAAGGAGGAGGUGAGAGAUGAGGAAGAUGAGAUGAACAAGACGAACGAGAAGCUGGGCAAGGCAAGUGAGCCAAUGGGUGAGGAGGUUGAGAGAGUGGACGAAAAUGUGGGCAACGUGACCGAAAAGGUGAAGUUGGGCGAGGAGCUGAGUGUGGAAGUGAGCGAGAAGAUGAUGGAGGAAGAGGAGGUGAGCGAGGUGGUGAGUGAGGUAUUGAGCGGGAGCAUGAGCAAGAAGAUGAACAAGGAGGUGAAAGAGGAGGGGAGCGAGAACAUGGGCAAGGAGGUGAAAGAGGAGGGGAGCGAGAACAUGGGCAAGGAGGUGAGGGGGGAGAUCAGCAAGGCAGUUAGCGAGAAGGUGAGAGGGGAGGUGAGUGAGGAGUUGAGUGGGGACGUGCAGGCGAAGGUGAUUGAGGUGAGCGAAAAGAUGGAGGAAGUGAAAAUGGAGCGAAGCGAGGUGGUAAUGGAAGAGGUGAGAGGGGAGGUGUGCAAGGACAUGAUGGAGGAGAUGGGUGAGGAGAUGAUGGAGGUGAGCGAGGAGGUGAGUGGGAGCGAUGACUCCGACCUCUUCACGCUGGAUCCCUCUGCGCUCGACGAGAUUCCGGAUCCUUUUGCUCCCUCUGAGGCGUCCGUUGAGAUGCCCGACUCUGCGGCAGGCCUGGAGGACCCCCCUCAUCUCCCCUCCUCCCACUCUGAGGCAUCCGUGGAGCCUGUCACACGGGCGGAUGGCGAGGACACCCUCGCGGGGUCUUUGAGCAUCGGCGGCCGCUUCCCGUUCCCCCUGGGGCGCGAGCGAGCCCCGUCGGGCGCCGGCUCCAGCACCGAUGAGGAAGACCAGGAGAAGCUCAUUCGAUGUGAUGAUGACGAAAUCGGGAGUGGCCCGAUGGCGCCCAGGCUGCGCCGACGCCUCGCCCGCCGGCAACUCCCCACCGCGCUGGCCGACAGCACCGUGCCUGCAACGGGGGGCACCAUGCCUGGCACGGGUGUGCCAGUGACGGUGCUGGUGCCCGCACUCGCGCUGGCGCUCAUCGUGGCGCUGGGCCUUGUGAUAGCGAGCAACCACGUGGCGAGCGAGAGGCAGGGGGCGUUGGUGCAGCAGAACGAGCGUCUCAGGGCAACCGAGCGCCAGCUGCAGGCCGAGGCGACCGCCAUGGCCGGGCGUUGGGAGGCAGAGCGUGGGUCCCUGUCCCAGGAGAACGCCGCGUUGCGAGCGGCGCUGAUCCAGCUACGCCAGGAGGUCGGGCGAUCCACUGCGGCGGUGAAGCAGGAGGCCCCCGGGACCACCACGGUGAAGCAGGAGGCCCCCGGGGCCGUCACCGCACAGGGACAGGAAGUCGCACGGGCGGCGGCGCGGGAGCUGGCGGCCGAGGGCCGCCGGCUGCAGGCCGAGGUUCGCCGGCUCCACCGGGAGCUGCGGGAGGAGCGUGCGGCCUCCGCGACCACCCGCGGAGAGCGCGACGCGGCGGCCGUGGCGCUGGAGGCCGAGCGGCAGCGCUCGCACCUUUGGGAGCGGCUCUACGUGGAGGCGCGCGACGCGGCCGCCGAGCACGGGAAAAGGAAGAAGGAGGUACAGGAGGUGCGAGGGCCAGACCCCCGCCACCGGCCCUACGAGGACGCCAAGAACUCGACGAGGAAGCGCGGAGAGCGUGGGGCCGGGCAGGCGGAGUCCGACGCAAGCCGGGGCCGCGGCUGGGGAGGCCACGCGACCUCGGGGGCCGGGAGCGAGGCGAGCGCCGAGGCGCGGCAAGGGGACGGCCGGCGGGGGCAGGGGCAAGGUCAGGGGCAGGGCAGCAGGCGGAGAGGGGAAGAGCGGCUGAAGAUGAAGGGGAGGGACUGGCGGGGCCCCGAGGAGUACGGGGCCCAGAGGGCGCUUCCCACACGGGGGCAGGGCCACAACACGAAGCACAACGAGCAGCACAACCGGUGUCACGAGCAGCACAAGCAGCAGAGCUACAGGGCGUGGCACGGGAAGUCACGGCGCCACUGCGACCUGCACGUGGCCGAAGUGGAGAUAGAGCUCGGGCCCCUGCCCUUUGGCCCUAAGUACUGACCCUGCAUCUCGGACAAUUGCCCCAGACCUCCCCAUGCCUCUCCCUGCCUCCUCUUGUUUGAUGUGCUUCUCAUAGUUUCCUUCAACCAUAUCCUGUUUCCCUGCCUUUCCUUGUCUUCCCUGGCCUUUCAAUGUCUUCCUCUGUAUUCUAUAGUCUCUGUUUCUCCCUGUAUGCCCUCUAAUCUCCCCCUCUCCUGAUCUCCAUAAUUUGUUUGUUGUUAUUGAGAAGUCCGCUUGCUUCACAAUGCACAGUUGGGAUCUAUUGCGACACACAAUAUAGUUUAACCCCCGUCUUAAUUGAUAAUCUCAUGGCCACAAUAGGGCUAAGGGGCACGAUUUAGGUUACAGGUCAGAGUGUUAGUUGGAGUUUAUAGAUUUGUAUAGAGUUAAGGACUGGGUCUGUUAUAGGAUUAGGGCAUAUUGUAUAGCUUAGGUCAGUGGAUAGGGACUGUGUUGGGUUCAGAAGAUAUGGUUAUGAGCUAAGGGUUUUGUUUGGGCGAAGGCUUAAUGGAGGUUAGGGGUUUGGCCUGUGUUGGGGUUAGCCGUUCGAGUGCAAGUUAGAGUCAGUGCUAGUUCUUAUCUCGUGCUGAACAUGAGCACGUGUGGCAUGGUGGCCCAAAUUAAUUGGUGUGAGCCGAGGGUGUGUGAGAGUGAGUGUAACUGGGUGUGUAUGAGUUUGUGAGUGAAUUUUUAAAAUUUGUGAAUGGAGCUGUGAUUAGUCAAAUUGGAAGAAUGCCCUUGUGGGGUCCCCCUUUUUAAGAAGAGGGACCACACUAAUUGUAGCAACUACCAGGGCAUCUCCCUCCUCAGUGUGCCGGGAAAGUUCCUGGCAAGGAUUAUUCAGCAUCGCCUUGCCAGGCACACUAAGGAAAGGCUUGCAGAGCCCCAAUAUGGUUUCAGAAAGGGGUGGUCCUGCACUGAUCCCACAUUCUCUGUCCGUCUGCUACAGGAGAGGUGUAGGGAAAUUCAACAGGACCUACAUCACUGCUUUAUUGACCUGGUCAAGCCCAAUGAUACCAUCAAUAGGCCAGGGCUUUGGGUUAUGUUAUUCUUCAUGCUAUAAGGAUCCUUGGCUCUCUAAUCACAAUCAUUAAGGAUUACCAUGGUGGUGGACAGGCCUGGGUAAAGCUGCCUGGCCAGGAGUCGGAGCCAAUCCCUGUUCGUAUAACCAGGUCAGAAUCAUAAUAUUUAGAUUGGAGGAAUCCAAUGAGAUAUAAGCUAUUUUUCACAGAUGUCCAGUAUGUCACCUUUGGAUGCAACAAAUAUGUCCUCAGGCUCCUACAUUAUCUGACAUGUUUUUAACCGUGGAAUUUGUGAAGAUUUACAUGGCUGUUUCAGUGGAAUUUUAUUUCUGAUACAGAUACAAUUGGAGGAAGAUCGAUGCGAUGGUCAAGGGACGGCUUCUCAUUGGUCACCCAUAUUAUGCAUGCUGAUGAUCUGGUAAUUGCUGCUCACUCUGAGGAGUUGGAGACUGCUGCUGAACCUGGAGCUUUCCACUAAGAGGUGUGGGGUCUUACCAUCAGCCCCACAAAAUGAUGGGGGUAGUUCUCAUAAGAACGGAGGAGUUCCUAUACCUGGGUAGUGUGCUUAUGACUAGCCAGAGUUAGGUAUCAGAGGUUUCCAAAUCAGUCGAGUGGCAUCUUUUCAUCAGCUGCCUAAGGCCACGUGGAAGCUGCUUAGCCAGUCACUUAAUAUUAAGCUCUGGGUCUUCUCAACCACAUUUAAAGGAACAUUUGUGCCAGUUCGAAAUAUUCAGGCUGGCCUGCCUGUGAUCCAUCCUAGGUUGAACCAGACUGGAUUGUUUGAGCUCGCAUCCUUGAAAGAUCUGGACAUAGUCCCAUCACUGAGCUCCUCUGGCAGGUAAGGCUGUGUUGGCUGGGUCAUGUAGCCUCCAUGCCCUGCCACUACACAGCCUAGAGAAGAGAUUGGAUCAUGUGGUACAAGAGGAUGUGGAGCUGAGUGGACUUGCUGAUGACUGGUACCAGCGGUGUCAAGAUCGGCCUCUGGAGGAGGCAGAUGAAGGCCGCUACUGGGCAGUUGGAGGCAGCCGCCCUCCAACAAUAAUGGAGGGUAGAGGAGCAACGCUCACAACCGUGAGUGCGGCAUCAGGCGGCUAAAACGCAGAAAUUUGAUAGAGUGGGGAGCACAGCUAAUGCAACUGUUUAGUCAUCUCAAUUAACCCAUAACAUCUGGGCCUGUCCCGUUACCUGCUAGCAGGGAGUCUUCAACAUCACGUAGUCUCACAGUGCACCUCACCUGGCACAAGCGAUGGGUGGUGAUGUCACUGCCACUUAAUGGCGAAGUGAGACUGUUGUUGCUUGGUUAGUGUGCGAUCAGAUACAGACUAACCCCACCCCCCCAUUAGAGCCCACUCGGUAAAUACUUAGGCCCCAUCACGGCUCUGCUCUGGCUCGGCCUCUUAUACUCGGGCUCAGGUUUGAGCCGCUUGACUCAGGCUCAGCUCACGGAAAUCUUGACUGUAGCUGGGACCAUGGCUCACAGAGCCGACUCCCGUUAAUUGCAUGGCUUUAAGCUGGCUCACUUGAGCCAGAGCCGAGCCAGAGCCAAACCGUGACUGAAUACGGACCACAGCGAGGGCAUUUUAUUUUAGGUUUUAAGACACUUUAUACCCUUGUAAGAGGACAUGUAGCGUUUCGCCCUUCCCGACUCAUUUAUUAUGGCUGUGCUGCUAUCUCUAUGCUGUGUAAGAAUUAUAGCGUGCUAUAUAAACAAAGUGUAUAAUAUAUCCUG
Messenger RNA from Petromyzon marinus (sea lamprey), 5475 nucleotides. RefSeq lists its product as uncharacterized. Lineage: Eukaryota; Metazoa; Chordata; Hyperoartia; Petromyzontiformes; Petromyzontidae. The record is from RefSeq and is a predicted model, not a curated record.